CUGUUCGUUUGAGAUGUAUCGGUGAUAGGGGUACUGAGGGAUCUACAUGUUUCUCAAGCUAAUUGUACUUAGCUUGAUUUUAAAAUAAUUGUCGUAAUGACUUAUGAAGAAUUACCAAAAUGGAUAUAACAGUUGAGAACUUGGAAAGUGCUGUUUCACAGUUCUAUAACAGUGAUUCUGCUGUUCAAGCACAAGCACACCAAUGGUUAACAAAUGUUCAGAGCUCUCCAGCAGCCUGGGGUGUUGUCUGGGAGCUGUUACAACCAAACAGGUCAAGAGAAGGUCAAUUUUUUGCUGCAACUACACUCCAUUUGAAAAUCAUGAAAAAUUGGAACCAAGUGCCUCCUGACCAAUAUGAAAACUUGAAAAACAAGCUGUUGCAAACUAUUGUACAGUACUCUAUUGGGCCGGAUCUCAUACUUAACAGGCUGUGUAUUGCGUUGUCUGCCCUUCUUAUUCAAAUGACUCCAAGAUAUUGGAAAGAUUCAAUAGGAGAUCUAUUGACAAUGUUUCGUCCGGAGAAUUUACCUUCAGUUUCACCUCAAAGAGUUAUAUGGAUUUUAUUUGAAGUUCUUACAUUUAUACCAGAGGAGUUUCAGUCCAUGUUGUUAUCUUCCACUCACAGAACAUAUGUUCGAAAUGAACUAGAAAAACAUUCUGAAAAAGUAAUAUCUCUUAUUAAUAGCGCUCUGGGUAGUGAAGAAGUUAGAGAAGCUGCUGCUAAGGCUGCCGCCGCUUGGUUGCAGUUUGGUGUUUCUCUUCCAUCCUGCCUAAACAUUGCUAGUUCAUUAGUUGCUGUUAUCCGAUCGAAGACAAAUGAUAUUACUGAGACGUGUGAGCAUGAGUUGGAAGCUUUAAACCACAUGGUAACUCAUCCUGAUACUUACAAAUUUCCUGCUUGUGUUCUUCAGUUGCUCUCUCUGAUCUUACAACUGACUGCUGAUGUCAAAUCUUCAGGAAACGAAGAAGUCAUGACAAACAUCUACAAGUUGCUCAUUGCUAUCGGAGAAACACAUCCAAGACUACUCCUUGAUGGGUUGAAGUCUCCUCAAUCUUAUGAGAAUGUAAAGUCUCUCAUAUCACACCUUUUAGAUUGCACCGCUACUCCAGGCGAUUAUCCUAAAGAUGAAACUCGUAGUCAACUGGUUCUUAGCUUCUGGUACUUAUUGCAGGAUGAAAUGAUAAAUCUUGAAAAAGAUGAUCUUGAAUAUACAUCAUCUUAUCUUGUUCCUGUUUAUGAAAGGCUUUGUGAAGUAUUACUCCACAAAUCAAAGCUGCCAAGUGAUAUUGAUAGUCUUUCAUCUGCAGACCAAGAGCUCAUAAGAAUAUACCGACAAGAUAUCUCUGAUACAAUAGUUUAUUGUUAUCAUGUAGCCAGAGAUCAUUUAAUUCGGCUGCUUGUCAGAUGCCAGAGAGAAGCUCGAAGCUGGCAAGAAGCGGAAGCAGUUUUACAUAUAACUUUAGCACUCGCCGAAACUGCAACAGCUCAAGAUGAUGAAACUGUUAUUGGUUUACUCGUUAAUACACCGCCUGAGUACCUUAAUCACAGGGUAAUUAAUGCUCUGAACCAAGCUGUUGGUGCUUAUGCAGAAUGGCUUGGAAAUGCAUUACCACAAUUGAUACCAAGACUUGUAGCUUCUCUACUAUCACCUGAGACAGCUACUUCUGCAACAAUGGCAUUAAAAGACAUCACUAGGGAGCGGACAACUUCACUCGAGCCAUAUGCUGCUGGUCUUUUGGCAGCUUGUCAGGAAGCUCUUAACAAAGGUCAUUUAAAGCAGGCAGAAUGCGUUAGAUUAAUGUACUCCAUAGGCAGGCUAUUAUCAGUUAUCCCUUACAAUCAUAUGUUAGCUACUUUAGAACCUUUGUUGUCGAAUUAUGCUUCUGAUAUACAGCAAAUGGUUUCGCAACCUCAGAUGAAAGGUAAUUUGAUUCUAAGGUUGAAAAUGUUGUCAACUCUUUGUUCUUCAUUGUAUGCUUCAGAAGUUGGACCAGAUCCUCCUGCCUUCUUGGUUUUAACACGUCUCCUUCCAGUACUUUCUGGAGUAAGCCAAGCCUGUGCCUCUGACCGAGCUGUGAUAGAGGAAGUUUGUCACUUUCUUCAGACAGCUGUAUCAAAUGCUAUUACCACAAAGAAAGAAAAAGAAGUUUUAGUUCCUAUCAUUAGUUUAGGAGCGCAUUGUUAUGCUUCUCAACCAAACAAACAAGCCCUUGAUCUUGUGCGGCAAAUGUGCAUAUUGUAUAGCAAAGAGAAAACCGAAAGCCUACACCAGCUACUUGCAUCUGUGACCCAAGUUACAGUUCAAGUAAAUCAAGCAUUACCACCAGAUGUUUUACAAGCCUAUUUCCAGCUGUUAACAUCUGUUGUUAAGAAAUCACCGUUUUUACUUUCUCCAUCGGUUGAUGUUCAUCAUAUUUUUAAUUUUGCAACUGACUCCUUAAUGGUUGCUGAAACCCCAGUUGUAAAAGCUGCUGGGUCUUUUCUAGUUGCAUUAAUUGCAACAUCCAUGGAAGAUCAGUAUGCUCCUGCAUUUGCCCGUCCAAUUGAAAAUUGUGGUCAUCAUUUGGUUGCAACUAUGUUAAUAUGUAUUGCUGGGUGUACACCAAUGUCAGGCCUUGAUAUAUUUGCAGAUAUUAUUCUUGCACUCAAUAAAAGAUUUCUGGAACUAUUUCCGCAAUGGCUCAAAGGUGGGCUUGACCGACUUCCUAAACCUGAUCCUGCUCAAAAAGAAAAAUUUAGUAAAAUGGUUAUUCGGGAAAAGGCUGUUAAAAGGAAACUAAUUGAAACCAUCAAGGAAUUUGCAUUGAUUUCCCGAGAACUUGUAACUAUAGAUUAUAAUCAUUGAAAUGAUAGAUUCUUGAUUAUUUUUAAUGGUGAAAAGCUCACUGUAAUAAAUAACAAUUAAAAUUAAGUCGUCCAUCUUUCCAUUCAAAUGUUUCGUUCCUAAUGAAAUAAGUUAUAAAAUAGGGGAAAUAAUUAAAGAACCCAGUAUAAAUUACAAUCUACCUCUCAUUGUUAGAUUUUAGACAAAUAAGCCGCCCAUUUUAUGAAUUUAAUCUGCUCUCUUAAUAUUUUUCUCCAUUAAAAUCUAUAUUUCAAUGACUUUAUGAUUCAUUUUGUAAAUAUAUUUCAUAUUUCU
Nezara viridula (southern green stink bug) is the source of this 3140-nucleotide messenger RNA. The record is from the annotation of a GenBank genome assembly. NCBI's taxonomy places the organism in Eukaryota, Metazoa, Arthropoda, Insecta, Hemiptera, Pentatomidae.